GAAAUUUUCAAAUUUUGGAGCGUGAAAAUAAAAUAAAUUUCUUCAAAUAUUGUUGAACUUCUUAUGUUUCAUCACACAUUACAUCGAUGUAGGUGAUAAUUAAGUAUAGGUGAAUACUUUUAUUCUGUAUAAAAUCAAUUUGGACCUGAGAAAAGGACUAAACUAAAAGACUAUUCGAAUUGAAAUUGGAAUCAUACAAACAACAAAGCCCAAGCCUGAACCAACUGAAGGCUCAGGUUCAUGAAUUGAUCCGAUUUAUGAACUGAAUUAUUGUUUUUGAUAAGUGUAGUAGGGAUCUGAAGAAAAAGCAGGGUAUCAUAUAGGACACAGGAAUCAGACUAGAGAUGGCACCAAAGCCCAAGUUUAGCGAAGGUGAAAAAGUUCUGUGCUUUCAUGGGCCUCUUAUGUAUGAAGCAAAGUGUGUCAAGCAUGAAGUGAAAGACAAAGCUCUCCGCUACCUAAUACACUAUAGUGGCUGGAACAAGAGCUGGGAUGAAUGGGUGCCAGAGAGCAGGAUUAUGAAGCACAAUGAACAAGGUUUACAGAAACAAAAGGAACUACAGAAGGCUCAUGCGAAGAACAAACGCUUGAGGGGGUCAGGCCCAGGAAGUGGAGCACCCCCAGGGAGAGGUAACAAGCAGGAUCGCGAGAGGGAAGAAACACGCAGUACAAGUAGUCGAGCUUCAACACCAUCUGGGGAGAAACUCAUGGCAUCAAAGACUAAAGCAACUACAGACACUGGAGACCAACCUAAAAAGAAAAGAGCAAGAACCGAUGCAACUGUGGAAUCUGAGGAAUCCUUUAUGACAAAGAUUGAAGUAAAAGUGAAAGUUCCAGAAGAGCUGAAGCCAUGGCUUGUUGAUGACUGGGAUAUUAUCUCAAGGCAGAAACAGUUGGUAACUCUACCAUGUAAGACAACAGUGGAAACAAUUCUCGAUGACUAUGUGAAAUACAAAACAAGCAGUAAAAUAGGGGCUGCAAAUAAAGAUGUUAUUCUUGAAAUGACAGCAGGAUUGAGGGAAUACUUCAAUGUUAUGUUAGGAACUCAAUUGCUUUAUAAAUUUGAACGAAUACAAUAUGGAGAGAUAUUACAGAAAUAUCCAGAUAUGAACAUGUCGGAAAUUUAUGGACCAAUCCAUUUACUCAGACUUUUUGUAAAAAUUGGCAAUAUGUUGGCUUAUACUCCUCUGGAUGACAAAAGUGUUACACUGUUACUGUCUCAUAUACAUGACUUUCUAAAAUACAUGAUCAAGAAUUCCUCAACACUGUUUAGCCUGAGUAAUUAUGAGGUUGCCUCCCCAGAAUAUCAUCGGAAAUCUAUGUAACGCUAGCUGUGACACAUUUUGUUUGGAAUCAGUUUUGCAUUUAAAUAUACUACAGUGUAAACUGUGCAGCUUUGUCUGAGUAGAUAUAUUCAACUGAGUUACAUCUAAGGAAUAUCAUCGGAAAUCUAUGUAACAUUGUGAGACGAUUUAUAUAGAAUCACUGUUGCAAUGGAGAAUGAAGCGUUAUGGAUUACAGUAAAUAUUUUAGCAGCUGAAAUGUAUCUAUGGAAUAUCAUAAAGUGGAACUGUAGGUUGCAUGCACACAGUUCAAGAUGGUGAAGACAUUGAACUGAAACUGUGCCUUAGGAAUGUUCUAGUAGAUCUGUUAACUGUUAGUGAUAGCUGUAAGCCAGCUGCGUAGCCUUAUCUGCUAGACAUUGAAAAGUGGGACCAGGUCUUUGUAAUAAUAUCAUGAAGCUAUUGA
Messenger RNA from Owenia fusiformis, 1749 nucleotides. NCBI's taxonomy places the organism in Eukaryota, Metazoa, Annelida, Polychaeta, Sabellida, Oweniidae. The record is from the annotation of a GenBank genome assembly.